AUGAGAUCAUUCGUUUCUGCUGCACCGAGGGCGCUCCGGCCCCUGGCUUCUAGGUGUGCUCGUCCAGCAGUCCGCAUCCCUUGCUUCCGCAGCUUCUCUUCCACUCUUCCCCGGAGACAGGAGGAGAGACAGUGGUCAACCCCGUUGGCUAAGCAGCUCUAUGAGGCCAUAUCUCUCACUGGACCCGUGCCACUGGCCAGCUACAUGCGCAUGUGUCUGACGGGUGACCUGGGUGGCUAUUAUACCGGAGCCAUUGGCGAGGGCCGCGAUCAGUUUGGCACUAGGGGCGACUUUAUCACAUCGCCAGAGAUAUCACAGGUUUUUGGUGAACUCAUUGGUAUAUGGUUCACUGCUGAGUGGAUCGGUCAAGGUCAGCCCACCUCGGGUGUCCAGGUCAUCGAGGUUGGACCUGGCCGCGGUACCCUGAUGGACGAUGUGCUUCGUACUAUACAAAGGUUCCCUGUCAUGGCCAGGAGCAUCGAUUCCAUCUACAUGGUUGAGGCCAGCCGCGAGCUGAGAGAGGCUCAGCAGAAGCUUCUAUGCGGCCCCAAUGCCACCUUUACGGAAACGGAGCUUGGGCUCAAAGGAACCAGCAAAUACGGCGGAACGCCCAUCAUCUGGUCCGAGACUAUCAAGCCCAUACCCACCAAACCAAACAAUAUGCCGUUCAUUGUGGCACACGAAUUCUUUGACGCCCUGCCAAUCCAUGCUUUUGAGUCCGUCGCGGUGGAUCCGGAAAAGUCACCGGCUCCCGGAGGACCCUCGUCGCCCCCCUAUCCUAUCGCGACCAAGUCUUCGACCGAGUGGCGUGAGAUGAUGGUGUCUCCCACGCCGCCGGGCGUCACACACAUGGACCUCAAAACUCCCAAGUCGGAGCAUGGCGAGCCCGUUCCCGAGUUCCAGCUGAUCCUUUCGUCGACGACGACUCGCCACUCCCGGUACGUUCCCGAGUCGUCUCCGCGCUACCGCAGCCUCAAGAGCACACCCGGCUCCGUCAUUGAGGUCUGCCCGGAUGCCUCCAUGUACGCGAACGACUUUGCCACACGCAUCGGUGGCUCUGACGAGAAGCCCAAACCCCGAGCUAGCGGCGCCGCCCUGAUCCUCGACUACGGCACCUCGGACACGGUCCCCGUCAACUCCCUCCGCGGCAUCCGCCAUCACCGGCGUGUCAACCCCUUCUCCGCCCCGGGCUUGAUCGAUCUCAGUGCCGACGUCGACUUUACAGCCAUCGCCGAGGCCGCCAUGGACGCCAGCCCCGGCGUUGAAGUCCACGGCCCCGUCGACCAGAGCUACUUCCUCGAGGCCAUGGGCAUCCGCCAGCGCGCAGAGGUGCUCGCCAAGGCGCCCAACCUGCCCAAGGAGACCGUUGACAACAUACACAAGUCGUGGAGACGCCUUGUCGACCGUGGCCCUGACGGCAUGGGGAAGCUGUAUAAGGUCUUGGCCAUUGUUCCCGAAAAUGACGGUCUUAGACCGCCCGUUGGCUUCGGAGGCGAUGUACAGUACCAAAAAUAG
Molecule: messenger RNA, 1515 nt
Organism: Geosmithia morbida
Lineage: Eukaryota; Fungi; Ascomycota; Sordariomycetes; Hypocreales; Bionectriaceae
Product: NADH dehydrogenase
Exons: 4
Coding region: 1-1515 (504 amino acids)
Biological process (GO): mitochondrial respiratory chain complex I assembly
Cellular component (GO): mitochondrion
Molecular function (GO): protein-arginine omega-N symmetric methyltransferase activity
Source: RefSeq, a predicted model, not a curated record